Molecule: messenger RNA, 678 nt
Organism: Racocetra persica
Lineage: Eukaryota; Fungi; Glomeromycota; Glomeromycetes; Diversisporales; Gigasporaceae
Source: the annotation of a GenBank genome assembly
UAUCUUCCUCGACCUUUUGCGGAUCUUGUUUCCAAUCUUACUUGUUAUAUUUCAGGAGCACAUGAAUUUUCAACGAUCAAUUCUUGUGUUAAGCAAUUUUUGUUAAGCCAAAGCCCAUCAGAUGCCGUAAUAUAUAGGAAACAAGUAUGGAUACUUUUAAUGUCAUUUCCAAAGUGGCAUUAUUGGAUUAUCGAAGUAAUUUUUGAUGAAUUGCUCUUUCCAGAAAUUAGUGAAUUAGAAGAGCCAAUACAUUAUCUAGCGUGGUUAGUGUGUCCAAGAGAUGAUAUUGCUAUUAUCACUCUUACUAAUACUAUAGUAGACAUUAUUAUAUCCGUAAGAGAGUGUUUGUCAGUAUCACAACAUAGAAACGAAAGAAUUCUUUCGUGUCUUGAACGAUAUAAACCUAUUUUUGCCAAUCAAAUGAUUUUAGUAGAUGUUGUGUUAGGAUUGUGGCCAGUUACCAACUCCUUAGAUUUAAUGAAGAAGCUUGUAAAUUUUUGCAUAGAGAAUCAUAAUGAACAACUAAACGUGUUAUCCAGACAGAAUGAUAGUGUCAAUUUAACGACAUUAACACUUAUUCUAGAUUAUUUCUACGAAACGCAAGUUACAGAAAACAAUCCUGAAAUGAAAGAUUUCUUAAAUAACUUGCAAGAGUUAUAUAAAAGUUCAUUAUCAUCG